CCGUGUGGGAGGAGGUUGUGGAGGGAGACCGGUCCGCGGCCGGUAGGACGGAGGGGCCUGAGCUGGAGGAGCGGGUGUCCGAGCCCCACCGUGUGCGGAGACUCCGCCCGAGCCCUGGGUCCCGCCAGGCCGAACGGGAGAUGCUAAAAGGAUUGCUAAUUAUACAUGAUUGGUGACAUCGCAGAAACUAAACCAUGCCAACCAAAAGUUCCCAUGGAUCUGUUUCAUUCUGGGCAAGUUGUAAAAAUUUGUGCCCCUAUGGUGCGCUAUUCAAAGUUGGCUUUCAGAACUUUGGUUAGAAAAUACAAAUGUGAUUUGUGUUACACACCAAUGAUAGUCGCAGCUGAUUUUGUGAGAUCUGCAAAAGCUAGAGACAGUGAGUUCACAACAAACAAAGGUGAUCAUCCACUGAUCGUUCAGUUUGCUGCUAAAGAAGCGCAGGUUUUGUGUGAUGCUGCCCGUAUCAUCGCUCCUUUUGCGGAUGGAAUCGACCUAAACUGUGGCUGUCCACAGAGAUGGGCAAUGGCAGAAGGUUAUGGUGCUUGCUUGAUAAAUAAACCAGAGCUCAUUCAAGAUAUGGUGAGACAUGUACGGAAUCAGAUCGAUAACCCUAGAUUUUCAGUAUCUGUUAAAAUAAGGAUCCAUGAGGACUUAAAAAGAACAGUUGACCUGUGUCAAAAAGCUGAAGCAACUGGAGUUUCAUGGAUUACAGUACACGGGAGAAGCGUAGAAGAAAGACAUCAGCCUGUACAUUACGAUGCAAUUAAAAUAAUUAAACAAAGCUUGUCUAUACCUGUUGUGGCCAAUGGAGACAUUAAAACUUUAAAAGAUGCUGAAAAUGUACAUGACUUGACAGGAGCAGAUGGUGUGAUGGUGGCUAGAGGACUCUUAGCAAAUCCGGCUAUGUUUGCAGGAUACGAAGAGACACCUUUGAAGUGCAUCCAGGACUGGGUGGACAUUGCUCUUGAGCAUGGAACUCCUUUUACCUGUUUUCACCACCACUUAAUGUACAUGAUGGAACGCAUAACAUCAAAACAAGAAAAAAAAGUUUUUAAUAUUUUAUCAAGUACCUCAGCAGUACUAGAUUAUCUGAAUGACCGUUAUGGUGUGUGAUAACAAGAAGUAUUUUAUUUCUGUGUAAACUUGUAUUUUCCAAUUGGUGAUAUAUUGUUAAAGUUUUAUUUGGGUUCCUAAUACUCACAUUAAUAUAUUGUACAAGUAUUUUCAACACAACAUGAUGAUCAGGGUGAUAUUUUAUAUUUUUUAUAUUUUUAUGUCAGCUUUUUCACUCUAGAAAAUAUUCCAGAUUCCAUAGAUGUGGAAUUCUGUUUACAAUGGACUACUACACAGAAGACUGAUUGUUGUAAGACAAUUCUUUUUUUUAUAUAUUUUUUUUUUUCAGACUAUUGCUUACAGAAACAUGUUUGCAAAACGAGGGGCUUCCUUGUGUGAAACCUCCUAAAAUCAGAAGGACUACUUAUAAAUAAUAUCAAGUAUUACCAACCAAAAGAAUGCAACUGGAGCAAUUACAGAAGUUUUUGCUUUAACUGACAUAAGCUGUACUUCUAAAUUUGCAUAGGCCUUGAAGCCUGUCAUAGUAUCCUCUUUUAAAUUAGAAGUUCCUUUUGCAGACUAAAACUUUCUAGACUUACUACUCGGAAAAAUUCCAUACUUCAUGUAGCAAAACAAUGACAGAAAGGAGCAAAGAAUGAAAUGAAGUGAUAGUUUAAAUUAAGUACAAACAGCUGAAUCUAAAAUAGAAGACUUGAAAGUUCAAUCUAACUAAAUUCAGUUUUGUUUAUCUACUGCAUAAUAAUUAUGUAAAAAAUCCCUGUGAUCUACCAAAACAGAACUUUAUAGGUCAGAGAAGAGCUGACAGAUUCUCUCAGUGGGGCUCUUGCAGUCCUUUCUGCCUCCUGGCAUUUUGUUUAUCAAAGCAUGACAACUGCUUGGCUUUGAAUCUUUGUAUAGGAGGGAAAUAGUGAAAAUUAGAACAAGAUAAUAACACUACACACCAGCUGCAUUUGUUCUGCAAGCGAAAUUUCACAAAUCUGUGCAGUACAAUUAUUUGUAAUCAAAUAAUUUGGUUUAUGUGUUUACACAGAAAUUCACACCAGAAAUUGCUUUGUUUUCUGACACUGAUGCUUCUGUGACUAUACAAGUGAAUAGCUCUAAAUUUUCUAAAUAAAUUACUCAGUUUUGUAUACAGUUGUAUUUUUUUAAUAGACUGACUCCAUGGGGGAGGGAAGGUUGCCUUUGAUGCUACUCCCCAAAUUGUUUUUAAUCAUUAAUAUAUAUGGAUUCUCACAAUUCUUUUACUGCAAUGGCAUAAAAGAUGAGCAUUUUUCAGAGUGAACAUGUUCUGAUUUAAGCAUGCAAACAAAAGUUUGAAAGGCAUGACCUGAGCCAUCAAGUCUAGUUCACUCUUUAAGACAGUGAUUUGACAAGCAACUGUUAUUUGCUGUGAACUGUCCCAUUAGCCACAAGAAGCAGAGAAGAAGUAGUUAUUUAUUAUAAUCAAAUAACACAAACAUAAGUCAGGGGCAUGGGGUGCCUUGUAGUAGUGGGAAGAUGAUUUUUGGAGGACUUGAAAUAACCUUGACCUAUUUAGGAACUGAAUACUUUAUGAUUUUGAAGGCAGCAGUUGUUGUGCCUGUGUGAGAUCAAUCAUAGAGGUUUCUGCCUGCAGUACAAGACCUAGGUUGCUGUUAAUAUUGCUGGUAAUUACAGAGUGCUUGAUCUAACCAAUUACGCAUCAUAAAAGUUAAUGGAAAUUUAUCAUCCCUUUUUGAGGGUGAAAUGAAUUGUAUGCCUUCUUCCCUUGUGUAUUUUUCAUACAUCUGAAGACACUUCACUGUUAACAUAGAAUAAACUUCAAAACUGGGAUCUUAAAGCCAUACUGUGAACAGCUGUACUAUUCAAAUAUACAUAAAUUGCUAAAGGUGGGAGCUAGUUACUGCACUUCCAGUGUUGUUCUAAGCAUGUGGUCACAUUUCUCAUUAUAAGCCAUUUGAAUAUGGGAAAUUUCUCAUCUUCAGUUUAAAGCCACUACGUACAUUCCUUCCCUGUAUGUUCUUUGUAACAUCACCAGGCAUGCAGUCUUUCUGUUUUCUAAUUUUUGAAUUUUUAAAAGUUAUUCUGCAAGUAAUGUAAGAUACAAAGCUUUGUCUCCUAUUUCAGGUCCUUUGCCUCCUGUAACUGAUCCAGACAUUUACAUGAAGCCACCCUGUACAACAGUGCUAUAGUCUCCUAAUAGGUGUACUUUCUUGCAACUUUGACCCUGCUGCAUUAAUCUAAACUGCACUCUGUACUCCCAUUUUCUCUAUUAUCAUAGAGCCAUAGAAUGUCCUGAGUUGAAAGAGACCCACAAAGAUCAUCAAGUCAAACUCAUGUCCUUGCCAUUCCCUACUGCUGUUUCUCAGGUCUCUUCUCUGUUAUGGGUUGAUAGUUAGGCAAAUGCAGUGUGUGAUGAUGAAACAGCUGUCAUACAAGCCAAGGUAGAAUAGAACAAGUUUAAACUUUCUCUUUGCCUGCCUUUCAGCAGAGAAUUAGUCAAAUUUCUGUCCUCUGACUAGCUGCUAAUACACAGGCAUUUCUUUUUUCUGUUUCUGAAUACUUCGUUGUCGUUGUUGGGAUGAACACAACAUCCUGAAGUUUGUGAGCAAAAAGCCAAACUUUAUUGUUUUACAAGUCUCUUUAUACUUUUUCUUAUCUAUCAGGCUGCGUUCACACACUAAAACUAUUAAAGUGAUUCGCUCAACUGCUCUGACCAAGUGCCUAAAGCUUUACUCUCAUUUGUUCAUCUGUAUCUACUAUUUUUCUUUUCAGUUCCUGUUAGAUGCUGCUUGUUUCAUUUCCUUUCUUCUUCGGGACAGUUUCGAUUCCUGUUAGAUGUUGCUUGUUUCAUUUCCUUCUCUAAGACUUUCCAGCCUCUUCAUGGGUACACCGUUACCUGUUCAAGGUCAAUUUCUUCUUGUUCUGUCAAGGGAUGCACGGGCCCGCCGUAGUUUCCCACACUUUGUCACCUUGCUGGUGGGAGAGGAAGGUGUUUCUUUUAACUGUAAUGUUUCAAGGUUAGCAAGUUUUUUUCCUAAAGCAGCCUGGCAUAAUAUAUAUUGUAUGGCGUCCUACUUAUCACACUGUGGCUCACUGUAAGGCAGGCAGGCUUAGAUCAACAACACAGAACUCUAUAACUUCAGUUAGAAUAUCUCCCAGGAGUGGCAGUGUGCAGUCAACAGGAGAAGGGCGGUCUCACAGAUAUUUGCAGGAGGCUUCUCUCUAUCCCUCAGAUCUCAUUGCAGGUUGUUAGGGAAGAUGCAGCAGCUGCAGUGUAAGUGCACAGCAGUCACUGCAGAGCAACUCUUGAGAUCUUAAUGAAACCCCUGAAGUGAAAAGGCAGACUCAGAGGAUAGGCAGCAGGGAUAGGCAAAUACGGUCCUAUCGAUAUAAGACUAGGCUAUUGGGGGGCCAGCUUACAGGACUAGUAAGAAGUGAGUAAGCAGCUCAGGAAACUGUUCUGGAAUUAAAGGAGAGAAAGUCUUUAAUAACGCUUUCACAGCUUCAAUAUAGUAUAAUUGCUGUAGGCUGAUAGCUAAAGUGUAAUAAACAAGACAUACUAAGAGGUUAUGCUCUGCAUAUGCUUCUGAUAAAGUAUGUUUAUGAAAACAUGUUAGAAAUCCUUCUUAAAACCCAGGCUGUUACCACUGUGUAGAGUGGAUUGAAAUAGCUGGUUGUAUUUACUCUCCAGUGUUUGUUAUGCAUAAACAAUUAUUUGGGAUGUAACCUUUCAUCUAGAUAUUGCUUGGCAGCAGCUAGGAAAAUGUUAACACACUGGCUGAAUCCCCAGGCCAGAGACCUGGGAAAUUCUAAGUGUAAACAAUUUCAAAUUGUGAUCAGCUGCAAACAACUCUGCUCAAAACUGCUUAUGCAAGAACUUCCUACCCCACUUCAAUUCCAAUGGAUUAGAGUAACAAAGAACUACUAUUCACAGCUUUUAGUCUGUCUCAUUUUGAUAGAAAUUAAUUGGGACAGAAUUCCCAAAAGCAGGUAGUUAUAGCAAGAGGGCUGGUGAUGCCCAGCUAGACAAGGUAACCUCUUCCACCAGCAGCAAGUUGGGGUCUUGUAGGGCUACAGGCAAGGCCAUAAGCUCCUGAGCAGGCCCUGGCCUGAAGUCACUGAACAGGGUGCGGAAAACCCCUGGAUAUGACAUAUGAAAUUGCUGGAUGUGGCAUACAAUUGUGUGAGAAGCUGGCAAAAAGACACAGACAGCGCUGAGAGGAAUGGCUGGAUUUUCCCAGUGGUUAAGGGGGAGUUACAUGAAAAACAACUACAUGGGUAACUGGAGAGCAGUUUUGGGGGCCAUUUGGGACUAGAAACUUGCAGGGCCAAGAGUGUCCGAUAGCUGUAUCAGUACCUCGUUAAUACUUCAUGAGGCAAAGAUUACCCAAGCAACAGUAUUGGAAAUACUGAAAACAACAGGAAAGACUGCUCAGGGAGGGUGGUGCAGAGGCAGUGAAGGGUAGUUACAAGGUUGGCAAGAGAUACUCAAGAAAUGGGAGAACAGGUACCAAAGUAUGAAAAUUAUGAGCUUGGAACAUCAUUAUGCUGAUAAAACUCACUGUAGUUAGCAGGGUUAGUAAGACAGAACAGGUUUUGCUGGAAGAAUAUUGUUUGUUCAUGAGAUCCGAACAGGCCUGUUUGACAGUGUUCAAGACUGCUUGUGGUUUGGUUGUUAUUGGUGGUGUCUUUAUGAAAUGCUGGACCUAUUUUCCUUGAGAAAAUGUGUUUAUAGUGUCUUAAUAUAUUGAGGAAUGCAUUGGGUCGGGGAUGGGGCCCUGAGUAAAUUUGCACCUACCCUCAGGCUCGGCUCUUCAGCUGCCCCACACAAACCCCUCAGCAACUGUUGUCUGUGCCCCCAGCCAGAGCCCGGAAUGGCAGCCAAGGAUGGCUUUUGGGAGCGGGGAGGAUGGUGGGGACCCUUCAGAAUCACAGAACGCUGGGCUGAAAGGGACCUCAGGGAUCAACUGGUCCAACCUUUUGCUAAUAUAUAGUUUAAAUGAGAUGGCCCAGAACCCUGUCAAGAUGAGCCUUAAAAGUGUCCAGUGUAGAGGAAUCCACCACGUCCCUGGGGAGAUUAUUCCGAUGUUUAACUGUUCUCACGAUGAAAAAUAUUAUUUUGGAAUCCAAUCAGAAUCUCCCCAGGAGCAACUUAAACCCAUUACCCCUUGUCUUUUCCAUGUGACUACUUGUAAAAAGGGAGCCUCCUGAAGGGACUGUCAUUUCCCUUUGGUCCUGCUCGCAACUCUUCCCAGCUGGGACAAAAGACACUGAUGCCUCCUCUCCUCCAAAAAGUGGAUUAUUUUUUUAUUUAAUCUAAAGUAAAGUUUCCUCUAAGUAACUGUAUUUUUGAAAGUUAGACAGAAUGUUCCUCUGACAGCAUGUUUUCUUUCAAACAGCAUUUAUCCAGACAUUGUUCAUUCUUUGGAGAUGACAGCGUCUUGUGUGAAGUAUGAUCCAUGCUGAACAGCUGUCUCUUCUGUAAUCACCUCUGUUUGCACUGUUUCCCUUUCUCAAAUGCAAGGUCAGGCAGAGCUGGAACCAGCUUUGAAUUAGCAAGAGUUUUGAUUUGUGAGGAUUAUAAUAGUAUUAAAAUUAGUCCUUGGAAAGUGAUAGAAUAUACAUAAAAUUUCUGGGAAAAUUUACAGAAUCAUGGAAUGGUUUGGGUUGGAAGGGACCAUAAAGAUCAUCCAGUUCCAACCCCCUGCCACGGGCAGAGACACUUCCCACUAGAUCAGGCUGCCCAAGGCCCCAUCCAACCUGGCCUUGAACACCUCUAGGGAUGGGGCAGCCACAACUUCACCCUCAUAGUGAAGAAUUUCUUCCUUACGUCUAGUCUAAAUCUUCCCCCCUCCAAUUUAAAGCCAUUAAUCUUCUCCAGUUUAAAGCCAUUAUACUGAAGGAAGGAAUAAAUUAUUAUGUUAAGGGAAUGAAUUAGCUUAAACAAUAAUAAGAAUAAUGGGAAUAAUAAGAAUCAGGUCUUGGCCAGCUUGUAGUUAGAAAGAAUGUGAUUGUAACAAGAGUUUAGCCUGUUUACUAGUUGAAACAAGGAACAAAUCAAGUAUUAAAAGGACAGUCCCACAGCAAGAACAAAGGAUAGACCUGAGGCCCCAAGAGGACACAAUGAGGAAGGAGAUAAGAGACUAACAGAGGCUUCUGAAGACACAAAGAAACUGUGAUGUGUGUACAAAAGUGAGUGAUAAACUAGGAAAAAUAAUGGACAUGUAACAGGUUUCCGGGAAUCUAUAUGGAUAUGUAUGUUUAACCAGUAUUUCCUAGAAUCUAUACAAAUAUGUGUGUUUAACCAGUAUAAAAGUAUGUAACCAGUCUGAAGAUUUGGACACAUUAGGUGGGUUACCCCACGUGUACCCCGGCGCCAUUUAUUAAAGGAAUACUUGGUUAAUAAUCAAACUGGUAUU
This is a messenger RNA of Cuculus canorus (common cuckoo), 7475 nucleotides long. RefSeq names its product dihydrouridine synthase 4 like (gene DUS4L). The transcript is spliced from 7 exons. Lineage: Eukaryota; Metazoa; Chordata; Aves; Cuculiformes; Cuculidae. The record is from RefSeq and is a predicted model, not a curated record. Gene Ontology annotation, molecular function: tRNA dihydrouridine synthase activity; flavin adenine dinucleotide binding. Bases 166 to 1113 code for a protein of 315 amino acids. Gene Ontology annotation, cellular component: endoplasmic reticulum; endoplasmic reticulum membrane. Gene Ontology annotation, biological process: tRNA processing; intracellular protein transport; endoplasmic reticulum to Golgi vesicle-mediated transport.